GCGGCUCUAACUUGAUUAAUCCCGCAGAUGAUUCACGCUGUGGCUGCGACCAUGUGCUAAUCAGCUGAUGCGCCACAGCCGCCCCUCCACGCUAUUUAACUCCUGCUCGGCACAAACCACAUGCUGAAGCGGCUCCGUGCUCUCCGCUGCUGCUCCCUCCACCUCACACACUCACACACAACAUGCCUCCGUUUGACAAAACCCAGCUGCAGAACAAACCCUUCAAACAGAGGAAGAGCUUCGCUACAAGGAAACAAGAGGUGGCGGGGAUCAGGUCCAAGUUUCCCAACAAAAUCCCGGUUAUAAUCGAACGGUAUGAGAGGGAAAAGUAUCUGCCUCCGCUGGAUAAAACCAAGUUCCUGGUGCCGCAUGAACUCACCAUGACUCAGUUUGUCACCAUCAUCAGGAACAGGAUGGCUCUGCUGCCCACUCAGGCUUUCUACCUGCUCAUCAACAACAGUGGGCUGGCCAGCAUGUCUCUGACCAUGGCUCAGGUGUACAAGGACCACCAGGACGAGGACGGCUUCCUCUACAUGACCUACGCCUCGCAGGAGAUGUUUGGACUCUGACACACAGCUUCCUUCUUUAGAUUUUAUUCAGUGUUGGAGGCUGCUGGCCUCCACAGCUGCUGUAAAUAGAAAAACAUUGUGUAUAUAUUGUAAUAUUUGUUGACUGUGUAAGAUGGAUUUUAAUUAAAGUACGUGGAUCCAAUAAAUCGUCUGUGAAA
This is a messenger RNA of Toxotes jaculatrix (banded archerfish), 727 nucleotides long. It is a transcript of the gene map1lc3c, whose product is annotated as microtubule-associated protein 1 light chain 3 gamma. The record is from RefSeq and is a predicted model, not a curated record. The transcript has 4 exons. Gene Ontology annotation, molecular function: ubiquitin protein ligase binding. Bases 183 to 569 code for a protein of 128 amino acids. Gene Ontology annotation, cellular component: autophagosome; cytosol; autophagosome membrane. Gene Ontology annotation, biological process: autophagy of mitochondrion; cellular response to nitrogen starvation; macroautophagy. Lineage: Eukaryota; Metazoa; Chordata; Actinopteri; Toxotidae.